Messenger RNA from Zootoca vivipara (common lizard), 2815 nucleotides. It is a transcript of the gene NPTXR, whose product is annotated as neuronal pentraxin receptor. The record is from RefSeq and is a predicted model, not a curated record. Lineage: Eukaryota; Metazoa; Chordata; Lepidosauria; Squamata; Lacertidae.
CUCCCGGCGCGGAAAGGGUUACGAGACAGCAGCCGGAGGGGCCUGGAGAGGAAGAGUCGAUGACGUCCCCGCUCGCGCUCUCCAAUCAAGAUAUAAUCAACAGCCUUGGUUCAAGUGGCAGAAGGAAGCCGGGGCUUCUCCAGCAGCCCGUCCUCUCUCUCCAGCUCCCCGGCUCCUCUCUCCCCCACCUCGUGCCGCUUUCCCCUCCCGCCCCUUUUCUCUUUCUCUCCCCCACCCCCAGCUCCCACCCUCGGGGUGCCGCUUUCUCUUGGCUGGGGUCCCCCUCGAAGCUGCCACCCUGAAGUUUCUGGUGGUGCUCCUGGCCGCAGGGAUGCUGGCUUUCCUUGGUGCAAUCAUUUGCAUCAUCGCGAGCGUCUACCCUGCGGCCGGCGGCAAAGGAGCUCUCCAAGGUGCUGACAAUGGCUCCAACGCCGCGGCCGCGGCCCUGCUGCCCGCCUCGGGUUCGGCGGACAAGACGCUGGGCGCUCUCCAUGGUGCUGGUGAGAGCCCCUACGGGGGCUUCUCGGCGGGGCCCCACGACGCGCUGCUGGACUUGCUGGCCAGCGCCCGGCCGCAGCAGCACCAGCAGCUCUUCAGCCGCUUCCUGUGCACCCCGCUGACCGUCGAGUGCCCGUCGGAGGGAAGCCCGCAAGGGGACAGCCCCGGGGCCGCCGCCAGCGAAGAGCUGCUCUUUCUCCAGAGCACGGCCGAGCAGCUGCGGCUGACGGCGCAGCAGCAGAAAGACCAGAUCCUCAUUGACCAGGAGACCAUCCGGGAGCUGACCACCAAGCUGAGCCGGUGCGAGAACGGCCUUGAACUUACUUUCCAGGAUAGCCCCUCCGUCUGGGGCGUCCCCAGGCAAGACACCAUGGGAGACCUGCCCUGGGACUCGCCGGCCAUGAUUCAGGAGCUCGAGGAGGCUGUCAGGUCGCUGAAAGACAGGAUCGACAAGAUAGAGCAGGAUAUUCCAGCCCGAAUGAAUGCUACUUCUGCUCCUGUGCCAGCUCAAGAGACAAUCCAUAACAAGAUGGAAGAACUAGAGGAGCAGAUCCUCUCCAAGAUUUUAGCUCUGGAGAAAGACCGGUCAUCUGUCCCCAACAACCAUGACUUGCAACAGCAAGAUGUAGAGAAGGAGCUGGAUGCCCUCCAGAACCGGGUCACUGAGCUUGAGCAUGAAACUACAGCCUUCAACAACCCGGAAGCGUUCAAAGUCACCAUCCCCGUACGAAACAACUAUAUGUAUGCACGGAUGAAGAAGAGCUUGCCUGAGCUUUAUGCUUUCACGGUCUGCAUGUGGCUGAAAUCUAAGGGCCCAGCAGGGGUGGGCACCCCUUUCUCCUACUCAGUACCAGGACAAUCCAAUGAGCUUGUGUUGCUGGAGUGGGGAAAUAACCCCAUGGAGCUGAUAAUCAAUGACAAGGUGGCUCAGCUGCCCAUGAGUCUAAAGUCUGGGAUGUGGCACCACAUCUGCCUGACCUGGAUCACACGGGAUGGCAUAUGGUCAGCAUAUGAAAAUGGUGAGGAGCGUGGGGCCGGCGAUAACCUGGCAUCCUGGCAUCCAGUCAAACCUCAUGGUGUGAUCAUCUUGGGCCAGGAGCAGGAUGCAUUGGGUGGAAGAUUUGAUGCCACUCAGGCCUUCGUUGGUGAAAUUUCCCAGUUCAACAUGUGGGAUCAUGUCCUGACCCCAGCAGAGAUCUUGGGCUUAGCCAACUGCACGGCCCACCUGCGAGGCAACAUCAUCCACUGGGAUGAAAAACUGGUCGAGGUCCAUGGAGGGGCAGCCAAGUGGAGCUUUGACAUCUGUGAGGAGAGGAUGAAGGCGUGAGAGGUCCUGGUCCCUACCAAAGGAGCAUGAAAGCUACUUCCCCUUCCUCCAUUCUACUUAAGGAAUGAGGCAGCGUGGGAGAUCUUUAUCCCCGUACAAAAACAUCCUGGAGUCUGAAUUGGUCUGGGGAGAGAGCAGCGUGUGUGAGUGUGUGCAUGCGUGCAAGGAACCUUCUGAACUUAAAAGAAAAUUGUGACAGUGUUUUUUCAUUGUUUCAGUAAAACUAUUUCUGAUUCAUACCGUGAGUGGCAAGGCCCUCCAAAAAGAAGGCUGGUGUGUGUGUGUGUGUGUGUGUGUGUGUGUGUGUGUGUGUGUGUGUGUUAAGGAGUGGUAGGCCAUAUCCCAACAACAGUGUGAUGAAGGCCAGGGGUUGAUGUUGUGGAUGGGAAACUGUUGGUGGAACUGCUACUGCCAACAUUUCUCCCCCCCCCCUUUCCCAUUUUGCUGGUGCCAUCAUUGAUUUGAUAAGGGGGCUCUGAUAAGCAGGAUUCUGGAGGCUUUAAAAUUUGCUUGGUAGUGGCGGUAUUUGCCCAUGAGAAGCCAUUGAUUGUCUUGGAAUACACAAGCCAAUAUUCCUUUAGUCUUUGCAUGCAACCACCAGGAAGUUCCACUGACUUUUCUGCCUUCUGGCCUCUGAUCUCUAGCCUUCACUAGUAAGACAGCCCUUUGCCAACAGAUUCCUUAAUUCAACAAAGGCCUAAAUUCUAGGUUCGGGUUCUCUUCUCCUUAUGAUGAGCCAACAUUCCACCCCCGAUACGAAGCCAUUUGAAAUGCUGUGUGAUUUGCACACUUCUGUUCAUUUUUAAUGGGACUUAAGAUUCCAAAUUCUUUUAAUAGCUUUUUCUUUUUUAAAAAAAAAUCCAUUGUUUUAUACUUUAUUAUAGCUUUUAAAGAGGGAAGGCAUAAGUGGCAAUCAGAAAAUUCUGACUUUCCUACCCUAACCCUUUAUCUACUGGAGCUGCUCUUCCCGUCUCUUCCCUUCCUCUAAGG